This is a messenger RNA of Ictalurus punctatus (channel catfish), 2689 nucleotides long. It is a transcript of the gene tmem119a, whose product is annotated as transmembrane protein 119a. Gene Ontology annotation, cellular component: plasma membrane. Bases 355 to 1029 code for a protein of 224 amino acids. The record is from RefSeq and is a predicted model, not a curated record. The transcript has 2 exons. NCBI's taxonomy places the organism in Eukaryota, Metazoa, Chordata, Actinopteri, Siluriformes, Ictaluridae. Gene Ontology annotation, biological process: positive regulation of osteoblast proliferation; ossification; positive regulation of bone mineralization.
UGAAUUUGCAUGCUAUCAUUAGCGGACCUUGUCUAUAAAGAACAAAACCAACCCACCAUACCAUCUUUCCAGUGAGAGGAGGAGAAAAGUAGAAGGAAGGAGGGAAGGAGAUGUUCACCACACAAACAAAAAUUUCCUUUUUUUCUAACUCUUUUUUUUUUUGUCUAGGUUUAAACCUAAAGACACAAGCUGCUGUGCCACUCUCAGUGCAGCACAGAGGCAGCUGGUCGUCCUGACUUAUCUUUCUUUUGAUCAAUCUUUCCUCAUUUCUCUGUAUUUCCUUGUGUACUGGAGUGAGCGCUGGGAUCUCCGAUAACCACAGAGAAAACAUCUGCAUAUCAGUGUAACGUUACCAUGCCGUCCAUGUGUCCACGUCUUGCCUUUGUGCUCCUCUUUGCCUUUUGGAGCUGGAGCUGCUCUACUAUGGCGUUCCCUUUUAACAUGUCCAUGGAGGGCAGUGGAGACGAACAGGAAUUGAUUUUCCCAACAUCCCGCGCCACCCACAUACCCCCACCUUCACCCACACCUAUACUUAGCAUCACCACCACCUUCAUCCGCAUCAAGCACUUCCUGUUUCAUGAUGUAGUGGACUUCCUGCGUGACAAUAUGCUCCUCAUCAUCGUAGUGAUGUCGCUGCUCAUUGUCAUCAUCUUUAUUGCCUGUUGUGCCUCAGCCAUGAGCCACAAGCGCAAACUCGAGGCCUACUAUCCACCCAAGAAACAUGCACCCAGGAAGUACAUGGCUGUACCAAGCAAGGGGGCGGAGCAAGGCCUGAUGGAGCCCUACAAUGCCACCACGAGCUACCUGCGUGCACCAUCUAAAGCUCUAGUGGGUGAUAAGGACGGCAAAGAUCCUAGACCAAAACCAAAGGAGGUACAGAAAUCUGAAGAUGUGGAGGAAGUAGAGGUGCAGAAGGAAGAAGAAAAGAAGAAGAAGGAGGAGCCCAAGCCAAGCACGUCCACAGCAAGUAAUGGCCAGGCACCUGUGUGCACUUGUCACCUGAGGAAAGCAAACCAAGCCUCGCAUUGAGAAAACAAGCGAGUUGUUGAGGAUUGCCUCUCUUCAAAAGAACUUGUGGAUUUGGAUUCGUUGCUGGAAAUAAAUCAUUUUCUCUAAUUCAUUGGAUGGAGAUACAGAUAAGGGACCUUCUUCUUCUGGGAUGUCAGUUAUUCAAACGUGUACGAAAUCUGUUGAGCUGAAUUUAAAGGAGAUAAGAUUAAUCUUUUAUACACCAACUUAUACAAUGCUAUACCUAGAUUUGAAAAAACUGUGGCUACAUCCUUUCUAUUAUUGAAAAUGUUCUCUGCUUAAUAGUGUAUUCUUCAUCAUGCUAGUGAUAACGAUUGUUCUCUGUCUUAAAUGCAAUGAAUUCUUUGUAUUUAUCACAUUUCAAAUUUCUGUGAUAUUAGUCAAAUACCUUGAAAUGUAUAUCACCAAAAAGAGUAAAUGGCAAUAAUGAUUAUUUUUAAUAUUCAGGUCUGAAAUAUUCUUACAUUUAUUAUUUUGGAAAUCAUUUGCUGUCUGAGGGGUUCAGUACCAAACCCAAUGUGGAGUAUUAACUAAGGAAUAAAACACUUAGGGGUGUGCUGGUAUGAGAAAACAACCAACGACGGGGUAGUGUGAUGCGGCCAUGAAUGUUUUGGAACAUUCAUGAAACAAGUUAGUUUCUUUUUAUCCAUUCCAUUAUAGAAACUAUAAACUGUAUUUCCCUCUGCUUUUCUCUCUAUUCUCUAUUAAAAAUUUUAGCUUUUCACUUUACUGAGAAACCACAAAGUCACCUGUCCUAAAAUUAUACCUCUGACUGUUACAAAGUGCUGACACUGGAGACUCCUUCCAAAAAUGUCAAGCAAAAGUCUCCUUACAGUGAAACUCGCCAUAUCAACAAUUAAACAUUUUUAUUCGUUAAAUAAAUGUGUGGGGUUUUGAAAAUUUUUAUUUUUAUUUUUAGUCUUAUUAUGUGGAGUAUCCGCUAUAGAAAUCCGUGUAAGCAGUGUAAUUAUUUUAAGGCUGAUAUGCUUCUAAAUGUGUGCUUUGCCUUUCAGUUUAUAAGUCAUGUGACUUGAAAAAUAAGAACUUGACCUUGAGUUUCAUUUACAUGAAAUCAUUAAUAUGCAAAAAAAAAAAAAAAAAAAAAAAAAAAAGGUCAUUAUAUUCAAACACUAUUGUCACUAUUGUGGUGCAUCUUGUUUUCUUGCUUUUAAAUGCUAAAGAUAAAACCUUAAGAGCUGACUUCAGCAGUCAGGAACUAUGUGCAUUUGAACACAGCUUAUUGGGGUUGUGUGUGUGUGUGUGUGUGUGUGUGUGUGUGUGUGUGUGUGUGUGUGUGUGUGUGUGUGUGUGUGUGUGUGUGUGUGUGUGUGUGUGUAUGUGUGUAUGUUGGUGAACAUUUUUCUGGUUUACAUGCAUCUCAGACCUCAAGGCUAUAAAACGCAUUGGGUCUGUUUACACUUUCGUAUUUAUGUGGUUAAACCCUAUCCGGAUAUGACCCUAAUACCCAAGACACAUAAUCUCUCCAGGUGUAAACAGAGUCGUUGUCGUCUUGUUUUCUCCAUGCCUUUUCAUUGAAUAUUUAGUGUUCAAUAACUGUAUUGUCUUGUUAAGUGGCUUUUGGCAACUGUUUAAGUUAUAUCUGUUAUUUCAGUUAUAAGUAUACUUUGCAAUACAUGUUAUAUUAAAUAACUUUGGCGGC